Molecule: messenger RNA, 1993 nt
Organism: Fusarium oxysporum Fo47
Lineage: Eukaryota; Fungi; Ascomycota; Sordariomycetes; Hypocreales; Nectriaceae
Exons: 5
Coding region: 1-1986 (661 amino acids)
Source: RefSeq, a predicted model, not a curated record
AUGGAAUCAUCAUGUUCUUAUGUUCCAACCAUCAACCUGCAGCCUCCAGCAGUUGACUUUAUCGAUAACCAUCUAGACUCACCCCAUACUGCCUGUACAACGCCACCAUCACGAUACAGUGCAAGACAAGGGGCUUAUAUCAUUUGCGAGCCCCUUCAUUCUUCUCAAAAACUCACUGCACCUGUCUCGCCGACUGGACUAGCUGCACAGUCGUGCCUGUCGACACCGCGGAAUGUGCAGAUUCCUUCGAGACAGCUUGUGGAUCAGCCCAUGGUGGCACUCAAAUUCUGGGACAGCCUUUUCCAUCGUGCUAUGAGUCAACUGAAAGAAAACCAUCCAACGGAACCCGAUUUAAAGCAGGGUUUUGGAAUUCGCGACAAGACGGAUUGUACCGCAGUCUUUGAUCAGCUUGAAAAGGCUAAAGAGACGUAUAGCAAGAAGGACAAGAGCUUCACGGCCAAGUUCACCCGGGUAUAUAGGAAGUUUGUUGAUAACGCUGCUGAGCCUCUGCUUGGCGCCUCCAAGUUCGUGCCCAACAUCGAUUAUGUCACGCCAAUAUUAGGAGCUGUUCAAAUUCUUCUCGAGGCAGCCAUAAAAGCAGCAAAGGUCCGAGAGGAGGUUUUGAGCGCUUUUGACGAUAUCGACAAGGUAUUCUCUCAAGUGGAGGGUUUUCUCGAAAUAUACAAGAAUGACAUGAACCUUGAGAAGGUUUCUAUCGAUUUGAUAGCUACAGUCUUCUACGCCAUAGAAUGCGUUAUUGGCUUUUUUAUUAAGAGCCCAGGCGAUACUGACAUCGCAUUCGGUGAUCUAGGCAAGAGGGUAAUUCCCGCUACUUUCAAUCCUGAAAGUUAUAAGUACGCGAUUACGGAAAGCCUUUGUGCAAUUAAAGCUAAGGCUGAACAUCUCAUCUCCCAAGCUGAUAUGUCGGCGAAAUAUGAGACGAGAAAUGGCCUGCAAAUGGUUUUAGAUCGCAUGCCGACACCUGAAGAGAUCGAAGACAUACGUCGGGGUCAGCACUUUGUGAACACAUCGGUUCUUAGACUCCUUAAUGAGUACAAUAACAAUUUGAGAGCGAUCUACAUGGACAGGAUGGCCUUCGGAUAUUCUCGCCCUUGCUCACCAGUUCCUCCCAUGGAACAAGUGAAUGUAGAGCAACGCAUCAGCCCGCAGGAACUCCUGGACUGGAUCAAUAUCCCAGAUCUUCUGGUGGGAGAUAAAGAAAUCAUCGAUCGCAUGAGACACAUCAGGGUACCGUCAGUGGAACGAGCACGCGCCGAGCAGCUUGUGAAUACUGGACAGCUCAGAGAGUGGCUAGUUUCUCCUCACUCAGCACAACUUCUCAUCCACGGAAACUACGACAUCAGAUGCCGGGUAUCGGGACUAACGCUUCUGUGCACGUCUCUGGCAGGCUCUCUCGCAGAUAGAGCCCCAAAUUGUCUCUGUCUGUUAUUCUAUUGCGGGCUACACGAUAACUUCGAUUACGACGAGUAUACCGGGGGUCGUGCUGUGAUUCAAAGCUUCAUAUGUCAGCUCCUUUGCCAGUAUGACUUUAGCAACUGCAUCUCUGUGGGUGAUGUAAGGCCAGACCUGCUUCACCUCGACGAUGUCGACGAGCUUUGCUGCUUAUUUGAGAGGCUCGUAUUCCAGCUACCAAGGUCCACUUUAUUGGUGUGUUUGAUUGACGGCGUUGUGUACUAUGAGCGAGAAGAGUUUAUGGAGAGUAUGGCUGACGUGCUGGUGACACUUCUAAGGAUUUCGAAGGAGCAGAGGACCAGCGCAAAUAUCAAGGUUCUUCUUACUAGUCCUACAAAGACCAUGGAAGUUCGCCGACCAUUCCAUGAUGAGCUUAUUCUUUGUAUGGAAUCGAGAGCUCGGUCAGGAGUGGCUGCUAGUAAAGGGAGACUUGAGCGACAAUUGAACGAGCAUGUAAAUGGCGUCACAGAAUUAGAUGAUAGACGGAUGUUGAACAUAGAUGGCCAUGGGUAACCGCAAG